AUGUCCUACAAAAACAACUACGAACUAUGGAACCCGGCCUUGGCCACUCGGCGGCCAUCGCAAAUGUCAGAAAUCGAUAUUAUCUUGGCACAAACAUACCCUCAUGUGGCCAUGCUCCCAUACUCUUCCUGCUGCCACUGCUCCUACGAGGAAGAAGAGGAUGAGACCAUGAGCCCAUCCAGCGGCAGCACUUUCAUGUCCGACGAAUCCAUCCGGUCGACCAGCACACAACAUAGCAAUAGCAACGGAUGCGCUGGCAGCAACAAACGCACCAAGAUUCGGUCACGCCUGCGGAAAAUCUUCAAAAAUUCAUCGCGAUCCAGCUGA
Messenger RNA from Talaromyces rugulosus, 327 nucleotides. RefSeq lists its product as uncharacterized. The record is from RefSeq and is a predicted model, not a curated record. The coding region runs from base 1 to 327 and encodes 108 amino acids. NCBI's taxonomy places the organism in Eukaryota, Fungi, Ascomycota, Eurotiomycetes, Eurotiales, Trichocomaceae. The transcript is spliced from 2 exons.